This is a messenger RNA of Dissoconium aciculare CBS 342.82, 1629 nucleotides long. RefSeq lists its product as uncharacterized. Gene Ontology annotation, biological process: nucleolar large rRNA transcription by RNA polymerase I. The record is from RefSeq and is a predicted model, not a curated record. Gene Ontology annotation, cellular component: RNA polymerase I core factor complex. Gene Ontology annotation, molecular function: RNA polymerase I core promoter sequence-specific DNA binding; TBP-class protein binding. Lineage: Eukaryota; Fungi; Ascomycota; Dothideomycetes; Mycosphaerellales; Dissoconiaceae. The transcript has a single exon. Bases 1 to 1629 code for a protein of 542 amino acids.
AUGGCUCCAGCCACGAGGAAGAGCGGUCUUGGCUCGUUUAUCAAACAGCGAGAGGCGCUUGAAGCUGAACAAAACCGCAAUACACUUGACGACCUGCGCGUAAAUGUAGUAGAACCCGACACUCCUUCGCGCACCAAGACGGUGAAACAAGGUAGCAAAGGCUCCAGGAAGCGGGCCUCAUCCGCCGAAAAUCGUAAUUCCCAGCAGACCAAGGAGAAUCGUGUCAAUGAUCAACAUCCUUUUUAUGACACGGACGUGAGUCAGGCGGGAAUUGCUUCAACUACUCCUAGUCUGCAGCAGGACAGUGUACAAGAUCGUGACAUGCAGCAAGUAGACUCCGAGCAUCGUCAAUUGAUAGCUGCUCCAAGCACAGGGUCCGAGCAUCGUCGACUUGACGAUGACGACUCUCUUGAUGACAGUUUGCGUGAAGAAUUGGGUGAAAGAGGACAGGUGACAAUCUCAGAUCGCAGCAACAAUGCUCCUUUCAGCGAGCAAACUCAAGUGCCAGGAACAAAGAACAGGAACGCUCUCCCUUACGUAGAUGAUGGCUCUUACCCUGCUACCACAUCCGGCCAAUCAUCCACAAACGACACAAAUGACGCCUUCGCUGGUGAUACGACACAUUUUCAUCCGGGCACAGACACCCGUCAUAGUUGGAACACCUCUUUCGCUACUGCACCACACGCGCAUCAUGCCGCAAACAGUCUGAAACCCAUCACUGGCACUUCUCAAGCUCAGAUCGUGCGCCCUGUACACACGACAAACCUCGCUGAUAUUGGUGCUGAUUUUCAAUUCGUUCCUGCGCAAAAGUACGGGGCUGCCCAGAACCAAUUGCGACCAGAUCAAUUGAAGCCUAUGCUUAAUGCUCCAAAGGCAAUGCACAAUGCACCUCCGCAACAUCUGCGGCAGCAGCUGCAAACUUCAGCGUCACCUCCCAUUGUGAUAGGCCGUGAUCGUGGUCAACACAACACACUUCCAAGUCAUCGACAACGAUAUCCAGUCCAGCAGGAGCCCGAGAGGACCUCAUGGAACCAGCCACAUUCUCAUCUUCGCCAAGUGUCUACACCCAGCGUCCAUACGAAGACUUCCAUCAGCGCUACCGAACGUGACACAUACGACGAGCCGCCAGGACAGGGCCAACAUUCUCAACAUUUCAACGCGGAUCCCACAUCAUCUGACGAGCACUUGCUUCAGCUUGACUUUCCAGCGAAGGAACUGCUCGAAAUGGACUUUUCCACAUUGGCGGGACAGACAUUCGACAUCGAUCCAAACGUCGAUGUCAAUCGGUCCUUGGGGGAUCUUGCUGAGAAAUCUCUCAAUGAGCAAUUGACCGCUAUGGCAAUGCAGCCCUCAGACAUCCAAGCCGAUUUCUUUGUUGGACUCGACAUUGAUCGCUGGGAGGAAUCCGGAGAAUGGUUCCUCGAUCGUUUCCGCGAUAUAUCAAGGAACUUGAUGCAGGCACGCCGUGAGAAGAGGAAAGCCGCGCAAGAAUUUGAACGAUCCAUUAGCGCCCGUCAUGAGGAGGUCAGCAAGAAGCGGAAGUUUACGGAAGAUUCCCUAAAGGAAAUGAGGAAGUCCGGUGGUGAAUUGCUUCGAGGGAGUCCCCAGAAGCUCAGGAAAAGCAAGUGA